GAAAAGCCAUAUUCCUGUCCUGAGUGCGGGAAAUGUUUUUUCAGUAAAGUCCAUCUUUACAGACAUCAGAGAUCUCACACGGAGAAGCCGUAUUCCUGUUCUGAGUGCGGGAAAAAUGUUUUUCAAAAAAGUCAAAGUCUUUACACACAUCAGAGAUCUCACACGGGGGAGAAGCCAUAUUCCUGUCCUGAGUGGGGGAAAUGUUUUUCACAGAAGUCCAAUCUUUACACACAUCAGAGAUCUCACACGGGGGAGAAGCCGUAUUCCUGUCCUGAGUGCGGGAAAUGUUUUUUCAGAAAGUCCAUCUUUUACACACAUCAGAGAUCUCACACAGGGGAGAAGCCGUAUUCCUGUCCUGAGUGCGGGAAAUGUUUCCGUUUUAAGUCCAGUCUUAAUGUGCAUAAAAGUUCUCACACGGGGAGAAGCCGUAUUCCUGUCCUGAGUGCGGGAAAUGUUUUUUCAACAAGUCUUAUCUUUCCAGACAUCAGAAAUCUCAAAACGGGGAGAAGCCAAUUUCCUGCUCUGAGUGUGGGAAAUAUUUAA
Messenger RNA from Staurois parvus, 543 nucleotides. Lineage: Eukaryota; Metazoa; Chordata; Amphibia; Anura; Ranidae. The record is from the annotation of a GenBank genome assembly.